This is a messenger RNA of Hyaena hyaena (striped hyena), 3993 nucleotides long. RefSeq names its product trafficking protein particle complex 9 (gene TRAPPC9). Gene Ontology annotation, cellular component: trans-Golgi network. The record is from RefSeq and is a predicted model, not a curated record. The coding region runs from base 108 to 3551 and encodes 1147 amino acids. The transcript has 23 exons. Lineage: Eukaryota; Metazoa; Chordata; Mammalia; Carnivora; Hyaenidae.
GCGCCAGCUCCGAGUAGGGGGAGCGGCCGCAGAGGCUGCUCGGCCCCGCCGCCCGCCAGGCCGUUGGCUCCUGCUCCCGGCCCGGGGCGCCGGCUGUGGCCUCCACCAUGAGCGUCCCCGACUACAUGCAGUGCGCUGAGGACCACCAGAGCCUCCUCGUGGCCGUGCAGCCGGUGGGCGUCGUCUCGGAGGAGAACUUCUUUCGGAUCUACAAGAGGAUCUCCUCCGUCAGCCAGAUCAGCGUGCGGGACUCCCAGCGGGUGCUCUACAUCCGCUACCGGCACCACUACCCCCCCGAGAACAACGAGUGGGGUGACUUCCAGACCCAUCGCAAGGUCGUGGGCCUCAUCACCAUCACGGACUGCUUCUCGGCCAAGGACUGGCCGCAGACCUUCGAGAAGUUCCACGUGCAGAAGGAGAUCUACGGCUCCACGCUCUACGACUCCCGCCUCUUUGUCUUUGGGCUGCAGGGAGAGAUCACGGAGCAGCCGCGCACCGACGUGGCCUUCUACCCCAACUACGAGGACUGUGAGGCGGUGGAGAAGAGGAUCGAGGACUUCAUCGAAUCCCUCUUCAUUGUGCUUGAGUCCAAGCGGCUGGACAGGGCCACAGACAAGUCCGGGGAUAAGAUCCCGCUUCUCUGUGUCCCGUUUGAGAAAAAGGACUUUGUGGGACUGGACACAGAUAGUAGACAUUACAAGAAGCGGUGCCAGGGGCGCAUGCGGAAGCACGUGGGGGACCUGUGUCUCCAGGCCGGGAUGCUGCAGGACGCGCUGGUGCAUUACCACAUGUCCGUGGAGCUCCUCCGCUCCGUCAACGACUUCCUGUGGCUCGGAGCUGCCCUUGAAGGGUUAUGUUCCGCGUCAGUCAUCUAUCACUAUCCUGGUGGAACUGGGGGUAAGACCGGGGCUCGCAAGCUCCAUGGAGGCUCACUUCCUGCUGAAGCAGCCAACAGACACCGACCAGGGGCACAAGAAGUUCUCAUUGAUCCAGGUGCCCUCACAACCAAUGGCAUAAAUCCCGACACCAGUGCUGAAAUUGGGCGUGCUAAGAACUGUCUGAGUCCUGAAGACAUAAUUGACAAAUAUAAGGAGGCCAUUUCGUAUUACAGCAAGUACAAGAAUGCCGGAGUGAUUGAGUUAGAAGCGUGUGUCAAGGCCGUGCGUGUCCUCGCCAUUCAGAAGCGGAGCAUGGAAGCCUCAGAAUUCCUCCAGAACGCGGUGUACAUCAAUCUUCGACAGCUUUCCGAAGAAGAAAAAAUCCAGCGAUACAGCAUCCUCUCUGAGCUCUACGAGCUGAUUGGCUUCCAUCGAAAGUCUGCGUUCUUCAAGCGCGUGGCCGCCAUGCAGUGUGUGGCCCCCAGCAUCUCGGAGCCCGGGUGGAGGGCCUGUUACAAGCUGCUCCUGGAGACGCUCCCCGGCUACAGCCUGUCGCUGGAUCCCAAGGACUUCAGCAAAGGUACACACCGAGGCUGGGCAGCUGUGCAGAUGCGCUUGCUUCAUGAACUGGUCUACGCCUCCCGAAGAAUGGGGAACCCCGCUCUUUCUGUCCGGCACUUGUCCUUCCUGCUGCAGACCAUGCUGGACUUUUUGUCCGAUCAGGAAAAGAAAGACGUGACUCAGAGCCUGGAGAACUACACGUGCAAAUGUCCUGGGACCAUGGAAAUCCUCACCCUCCCAGGUGGGCCCAGCCUGCCGCCGGUGCCCUUCACCAAGCUGCCCAUCGUCAGGCGUGUGAAGCUGUUGAACCUUCCCGCCAGCCUCCGGCCACAGAAAAUGAAAAGCUUGCUGGGUCAGAACGUGUCGACCAAGAGCCCCUUCAUCUACUCACCAAUCAUUGCCCACAACCGCGGAGAAGAGCGGAACAAGAAAAUAGAUUUCCAGUGGGUUCAAGGAGACGUGUGUGAAGUUCAGCUGAUGGUAUACAACCCGAUGCCGUUUGAACUCCGAGUUGAAAACAUGGGGCUCCUCACCAGCGGUGUGGACUUCGAGUCUCUCCCCGCGGCGCUCUCCCUUCCGGCUGAGUCCGGUCUUUACCCGGUGACUCUGGUUGGGGUCCCACAGACGACCGGAAUGAUUACUGUGAACGGUUACCACACCGCCGUCUUCGGCGUCUUCAGUGACUGUUUGCUGGACAACCUCCCGGGAGUGAAGACCAGUGGCUCCACAGUGGAGGUCAUUCCUGCACUGCCCCGACUGCAGAUCAGCACCUCGCUGCCCAGAUCUGCACAUUCCUUGCAGCCUUCCUCUGGUGAUGAAAUCUCUACGAAUGUGUCCGUCCAGCUUUACAACGGGGAGACUCAGCAACUUGUCAUCAAAUUGGAAAAUAUUGGGAUGGAACCCUUGGAGAAACUGGAAGUCACCUCCAAGCUUCUCACCACCAAAGAAAAAUUGUAUGGUGACCUCUUGAGCUGGAACCUGGAAGAAACCCUUGCCCAAUUUCCUCUGCAACCUGGGAAGGUGGCCACUUUCGUCCUCAACAUCAAGGUGAAGCUGGAUUUCUCGUGCCAGGAGAACCUCCUCCAAGACGUCAGUGACGACGGAAUCAGUGUGAGCGGCUUUCCACUGUGCAGUCCCUUUCGACAGGUCGUUCGGCCUCGAGUGGAGAGCAAGCCUGCGAACGCCCCCGAAGGCGGCAAGCCGGGAGACCCGAGCCACGUGAAGACCCUGGAAGCCAUCCUGAAUUUCAAAUACUCUGGAGGCCCGGGCCACGUUGAAGGAUAUUACAGGAACCUCUCCCUGGGGCUGCACGUGGAAGCCGAGCCAUCCGUGUUCUUCACCCGAGUCACUACUCUGCCGGCGACCAGUACCCGGCAGUGCCACCUGCUCCUGGACGUCUUCAACUCCACGGAGCAUGAGCUGACUGUCAGCGCCCGGGGCAACGAGGAGCUCAUUCUGCACGCCGGCGAGUGCCAGCGAAUGGCCAUUCAAGUGGACAAGUUCAACUUCGAGAGUUUCCCAGAAUUCCCUGGGGAGAAGGGACAGCCUGCAAAUCCGAAGCAGCUAGAGGAGGAGAGGCAGGAAGCCCGCGGCCUGGAGAUCGACAGCAAGCUGGACGUGCACUGGAGAAUCCCCUCCCUGAAGCGCACAGGCGAGGCGAGCGUGGAAGGACUCCUGAACCAGCUCGUCCUGGAGCACCUGCAGCUGGCUCCGCUGCAGUGGGAUGUGCUGGUGGACGGACAGCCGUGCGACUGCGAGGCUGCAGCCUGCCGGGUGGGCGACCCUGUGCGUCUGGAAGUGCGGCUCACCAACCGGAGCCCACGCAGCGUGGGGCCCUUCGCCCUCACGGUGGCCCCCUUCCAGGACCACCAGAAUGGCGUGCACAACUAUGACCUGCACGACGCCGUCUCCUUCGUGGGCUCCAGCACCUUCUACCUCGAUGCGGUGCAGCCCUCAGGCCAGGCGGCCUGCCUCGGAGCCCUGCUCUUCCUCUACACGGGCGACUUCUUCCUGCACAUCCGCUUCCACCAGGAUAGCGCGAGCAAGGAGCUGCCGCCGUCCUGGGUCUGCCUGCCCAGCGUGCAUGUGCGUGCCCUGGAGGCGCAGGCCUGAGCCCUCCCGCCCCCUCAGGGCCCCUGCUCCUGUGGGCGCAGCCGGCCCACCUGGCGCCCGCCUUCCCUCCACCGCCCCCGCCUUGCCCCCACCCUUCCUCCUUUCUCCUGUGCCCCAGACACGGCAGCCUCACCCCUUCCCGGACUGCCCAACCCUCUGCUGGAGCCUGGCACUAACCAAACCCCCGAGGACAGCACCCACCCAGCCCAGGACCUGGGGUCCCUGCACCUGCAUCUGUGACUUGGGGGUUGCCCCCCCAGCCAGGAGAAAGAUGGCGCGUGAGGGAGGGACUCCCCGAAGGCUGGCUUCUCUCUGGAGGGCCCCGAGGCAGCCCCCCGCCCCCAGCAGGCAGACAUGCAGGCCCAGGGCCGCUCCCAGACGGGACUGCGUGUGUCUGUGUGUCGGUGACACGUUCUCCAAUAAAAGACCUGCCUCGCUUCUC